AUGGGGUCGUCGUUUAAGUUGAAGUGGGGGCCGGCGAUCUGCAUGGUGCUCAUCGAGCUGUUCACCACGGGGCAGAUGCUGCUCACCAAGGUGGUGGUCGACGCCGGGCUCUUCGUCUUCGCCCUCCUCACCUACCGCUUCUUCCUCGGCGCCGCCCUCGUCGUCCCUCUCGCCCUCAUCUUUGAGCCAUUCACAAUUCCUGGUCUCUACUACAUUGGCCUCGGAGACACAUCGCCAGGAUACGCGAUAAACUUCUAUAACAUCAUCCCAAUUGCCACCUUCAUCCUCGCGGUCCUUUUCAGGAAGGAGUCACUGGACAUGAGGAGCCUGGUGGGGAACAUCAAGGUCAUUGGAACCCUAGUCUGUGUUGGAGGAACUCUGGUGAUCAGCCUGUACAAGGGCAAGGUGCUGCACCUUUGGCCCACCAAUAUCAUCGGCUACCACCCGAAGCAAGCCGGAGCUGCGUUUGGUCACCACCAUGUGCGUGGAACCGUCUUGCUCAUCACCAGCUGCCUCAGCCUCGCCGUUUGGUACACAGUACAGGCAAUACUUAACACUGCUGCCAAGUUUGUGAUGAUUUCGUGGGUUGUCACGCAGCGCGGGCCAACCUAUCCGGCCAUGUUUUGUGCCGUGUCGGUGUUCUUCACUACUAUUCUUGACUCACUGCUUCUCGGCCAUGAUCUAUCCGUUGGGAGUAUUCUCGGCAUGUUCAUGAUUCUAGCUGGGCUCUAUCUUUUCCUCUGGGGAAAGAGAAAAGAUUCGAUACUACCAAGCGAAGAAAACCCGAAGGAGCAAAUGUUGUUUGAGAAUGAAGAUAAGAACGAUAAAUCAGUUGCCAAUGUAUCCACAAUAGAUUCGCCCCUGCUCUCCACUGCCUCAUGCAUUUCCCUCCUUCUAUAUGAAAGGAUCGAGAUGGAACUGGGGAAGGGGGGGUUCAUAGGUCUCUAA
Triticum dicoccoides is the source of this 948-nucleotide messenger RNA. Its product is annotated as WAT1-related protein At1g44800-like. Bases 1 to 948 code for a protein of 315 amino acids. Lineage: Eukaryota; Viridiplantae; Streptophyta; Magnoliopsida; Poales; Poaceae. Gene Ontology annotation, cellular component: membrane. The record is from RefSeq and is a predicted model, not a curated record. The transcript has 6 exons. Gene Ontology annotation, molecular function: transmembrane transporter activity.